GGCUUGAGCGGGGUCUGACCUGGAGUCUGAUCCAGUCUCGUUUUACGCACAGACCGGACAGUCCGCGCGCGGAUCUGCAGCGCGGGGCCCGAUUCUGCGCGGAAAGCGGGACGAGUGGAAGACGGGCGGAAACCCAGCCGGAAGGAAGGAAGGAAAGAGAGGAGGAAGCGGAAAAGUCACAGUAAAGAGAGUUCUGCGGGAAAAGUGCGCGCGCGCUCUCUCUCCAUCCCACAUGUCGCUCCCCGGAUCCCCGCCGCUCCUGUCGCCGGGCUCGGGCGCCCCGACCCCGGUGGGGCUUUACCGCUCCGCCCCGGAGGGGCUCCACACCUCCGCCGCCUCCACCGGCACCUCCAGCCCGGCGCACGGAAACUCCCACGCGCUCUCUCCGUCCCCGCGGCUCUCCGGCGGCAUGCUCAGCGCCUUCCUGCCGUCGCUGGGGAACGGCGGCGGCGGGGCCGCGCUGGGACCCCUCGGCGGGCUGGGCUCCCUGACCCCCGGCCCCCCCAGCCUGGUGCACGCGCCGUCCGGCGCGGGGCUGGGCAGCGAGUGCAAGCUGGUGGAGGUGCACGGCGUGAAGGUGGCCAGCUUCAGCGUGGACGGCCAGGAGCUGAUCUGCCUGCCGCAGGUGUUCGACCUCUUCCUGAAGCACCUGGUGGGGGGGCUGCACACCGUCUACACCAAGCUGAAGCGGCUGGACAUCACGCCGGUGGUGUGCACCGUGGAGCAGGUGCGCGUGCUGCGCGGGCUCGGCGCCAUCCAGCCAGGCGUCAACCGCUGCAAGCUGAUCUCCAGGAAGGACUUCGAGACGCUGUACCAGGACUGCACGAGCGCCAGCUCUCGUCCGGGCCGUCCUCCCAAGCGCUGCUCUGGUGCAGGGAUCCAGGAAAGCCCCAGGCUGCUGCACCCGGGACUGCCAGGCCUGCUGUCUCCCAACCUGCUCUCCCACACCGGCCUAACAGCAGCCGCCAUGGCCGAGCUCCAGAAGCUACAAAAGAUGAAGAUGAUGAUGAGUUUGCAGAACGGCAACGAGUCCGACAACGACGACCUGCACUCCAACACAGGAGGGAGCGAGUGCUCCUGGGAUAAGGAGCGUCUGACCAGCCCCCCUGCUGGAGCCCACGGCGGAGGCCCCGGAGGAGGAGGCGGAGCCGCACCGGCGGCGGGAGGAGGAGGGGGCGGAAGUGUGGCAGGGAGGGGCCCUGCCCUCGGAGCUGUCAAUCAGCAACAACUGCAGCAGCAGCAGCAGCAGCUACUGGCCAACAGACUGGACCUGCCGUUCAUGAUGAUGCCCCACCCGCUCCUGCCCAUGGGGCUGCCGCCUGCCUCCGUUGCCAUGGCGAUGUCCCAGAUGAACCACCUCAGCACCAUCGCCAACAUGGCCGCCGCCGCCCAACAGAUACACAGCCACGCGCACCGCGCCCCGGUCAUCAAGGAACGAGUGUGCGACAGUCCCUCUCUUUCUCCGUCUGUUGAUGACACCAACACUCCUCUGCAGUCGCAGCCCAGCAGCUCCGCCUCCAGCUCGCCUGAACGACUGGGAUUGGUGUCGGCUGAUGCUGAGGCCGCGCUGACCAACUCCGCUGCCCCCAUCAAGAAAAUCACAAAGGACAAAGAAGAGUCUCCGCUGACUCAGACUCUCCCUCCCGGCUUUCCCGCCCCGUUCCUGUUCGCGGACGGUUUGUCGUCGGUGGAGACUCUGCUCACCAACAUUCAGGGCCUGCUGAAGGUGGCCGUGGAGAACGCCCGGGUGCAGGACAAACAGAUCCAGGCGGAGAAGAGGGAGCUGAAGAUGGAGCUGUACAGGGAACGGGAGAUGAGGGAGAGUCUGGAACGACAGCUCAACUCCGAGCUGCAGAGCAGAGCCUCCAUCCAGAAGCGGCUGAAGAAGGAGAAGAAGGCCAAGAGGAAGCUGCAGGAGGCGCUGGAGUUCGAGUCCAAGAGGAGGGAGCGCGUGGAGGACGCUCUGAAGCACUCGUCCUCAUCCUCCCCUUCUCCUGAGCCGACGCACGCCGCCAACAACACCGCCAAGAACGACGCUCCUGUAGCCGCGGAUAAACCUGAAAUUAAUGGGAACCAGCAAGACAACGGCGCUCUGCAAGAGUCCCGGCCGUUCCUGAAGACCCCGAUGAUGUUUUAGAGACCGACCCCCCCCUGUCCUUCAGAAACGACACACCCCUGCACAGAAUAAACUCUACCAGCCCGGUUCAGCUGUCACUUUAGCUUUCAUGUGAGCCUGGAUCGGCACGGCAACAACUUCCCCACCUUUUGACACAAAGCGACCUUUUGGACGUCGCUUUGUCGAGACUACUGAGAGCAGAACUCCCUCCUUUUUGACUAGUUUUUUUGGGGGGGGGUUUCCUGUACUUUGUUGUUCUUGCUCUUUUUAGACGGACUUCAUCCAGUUCAUGUAACUUUUUUCUGUCCCCGAUCUCACUUCGUUUCUUAAGAUGAACAAUAAAUAAGCAUUCCCGAUUAAAAACAUAAGGAAGGCGCUACGAUAAAAGGAGAACUGCUUGCAUUGAAGGACCCUCUGGAGGAAACGUCUACUCCCUGGAUGUGCUGUUGUCUGCUCUAGGCUGGACGUAAUCAGCCGGUGGGAGGAGCCGAAGAGGAACGUUUAAAAAAAACAGAAAUCUGAAAGACAAACUGAAGAAAAAAAGAGAAACUGUGGAGGCUAUUUCAGUCUCACGUUUGAUUCAUUUUUGUUUUCCAUACAGGGACGGUACAGAACGCAUGGGAAAACUUUUGUUGUCAUUGGGCUUAUUUUAACCUUUGGACUCUCCUUGCCUCCAUCUUCCCUCCUCCGAUGAACUCAGCUCUACUGCUUCAGUUUUCCUUCCAUCUAUCUCCUCUCCCUCUUUUCCAAACCCCCUUUUUUUUUUUGCAUGAUUCUACUCUUAUUCAUGGAUUCUCCAUCCUUCUAUGUUUUCCGUUUCUGUAUGUAAAGGACUAAAAAUGUUGGACAAAAGUGUAAGAAAUAUUUUCUAAAUCCCUUAAAAAAACCAGAAAGGAAUCUGUUUCUGGAAUGACUUUUAAAGAACACAAACCAUUUUUUAAAUAUAAAGAAGUACUUUUUUUUGACACAACAAUCUUACAUGUAAAGUUGAAUUUUGUUGCUGAAUUUUUCACUUUUUGACCUCCCUGCUCCAAACGUCAGGACAAAUUUUGGCGUUUGCCUAAAAGACAGAAACAUGUAUUUCUAUGUUUGUUUGAUCUGCAAUUUCAGGUAAUUAAACGGAUUUCUUAGAGCGAUAAUGUCAGCCACAAAAAAACCUCUUUACUUCCUUCACUUUCUAAAGUACUAAAAGUGCAGGUGUUGUGUUUAAGUUGUUUUUUUUUCACUGCGUGUUCUGUUUCUUUGUUGAUGACUCUGAAAUGUGUGUGACAGGAAUGGGGGAGGGCGGGGCUGAUGGGUGGGAUUCGGGGUCAACGGAUAUUCUGUGUAGAUAGGGACUACAUUCAGCGUUUUCUUGAGUUUUUGAGUUUUCCUCCUGAUGUUCUCUCAGUCUGUCACUGUUCUGAGUUUGAACUGAUUGAAAAUAUACAGUAUUACAAUGA
Messenger RNA from Oryzias latipes (Japanese medaka), 3558 nucleotides. RefSeq names its product dachshund homolog 2. The record is from RefSeq and is a predicted model, not a curated record. Gene Ontology annotation, molecular function: DNA-binding transcription factor activity, RNA polymerase II-specific; RNA polymerase II cis-regulatory region sequence-specific DNA binding. Gene Ontology annotation, cellular component: transcription regulator complex; nucleus. Lineage: Eukaryota; Metazoa; Chordata; Actinopteri; Beloniformes; Adrianichthyidae. Gene Ontology annotation, biological process: regulation of transcription by RNA polymerase II.